ACCUGCAGAGAGAGGAGGGAAAAGUUGAUUGGACAGAAAGUAGAGUUUUAUGACAGCAGAGAGGGACACAGAGAGCAAUGUGCUGCAGAUAUAGAGGCAGUGAAGGUUAAUUGGGCAGGUGAGGAACUCGAGAAGGAGGCGGCCGGCUGUGGGAACAUUUGAUCUGCACACAGGUUGGAAACUCAAGCAUCCUUCAGUGCAUCCACCCCGGAGUAUAUAAGAGAGAGGCAGCUGUCAGCGGCACCACAAAGCCUUAUCUCUCCAUCUGCUGCAGCUGCUGCUCUAGACCUGGAUGCACAGGAAGGCUCUGCAAACAGCGAGCUUUUCUUUGACCCUACAGGACCAACAUGUCGCUCACCUCCAUUCUUUCAGCUGAGGCCAUUGAAAACGCUGUCAAGGACUGUCAAGCUCCGGACACGUUCUGCUACAAAAAGUUCUUCAAGCUGUGCGGCCUGUCCUCAAAAACGCCCCAGGAAGUCAAAGAUGUCUUCCAGAUCCUCGACGAGGACAACAGCGGCUUCAUCGAGGAGUCCGAGCUCAAGUUCUUCCUGCAGCGGUUUGUCCCCGGGGCGCGGACACUGACCGAGGCAGAAACCAAGAGCUUCAUCUCGGCAGCUGAUGAUGACAGUGACGGCAGAAUUGGAGCAGAGGAAUUCCAGAUCAUGGUGCAGUCCUGAGUUUCACAGAUGAGAAGAGCUCAAGUCUUCAGGUCUGCAGGCCUCUCCCCACCUCUGGAGUCUUCUGAUCCCAGCUUCCACUCCCAGUCAUUUAUUUUGUUUUCUACUUAAUUAUGUGUGGGCUAAUUGUUUUUUUCAGACAUGCUGUCCAUUUAAAGACAACAGACUUUCAUUGUGUGUUUUUCCACUUGGAAAACACUGUGCACACCCCACAUCUAUCAAUGAAUGACAUGAAUAAACGUGUGGAAACACA
This is a messenger RNA of Eleginops maclovinus (Patagonian blennie), 930 nucleotides long. RefSeq names its product parvalbumin 9 (gene pvalb9). The transcript has 5 exons. NCBI's taxonomy places the organism in Eukaryota, Metazoa, Chordata, Actinopteri, Perciformes, Eleginopidae. Gene Ontology annotation, molecular function: calcium ion binding. Gene Ontology annotation, cellular component: cytoplasm. The coding region runs from base 348 to 677 and encodes 109 amino acids. The record is from RefSeq and is a predicted model, not a curated record.